CGAGCAGCAGGAGUGGGACGGGUUUUUGGUGAACUUCCUGGUAGUUCUGGGUGUAGCUGACCUUCAAUGACAGAAAAGGAAAGGGGAAAUUGCCACACCACUCCCAUAGUGGAUCCAGGGGAACAAAAUAUCGGCAGAAGUUGCACACUGACAGACAGCUGGCUCCGUUAACGCGGUUCUACUUCACUCGAGUCCUGGUUAUGGGAGUGACCGGGGUUUCCUGCGGGUGAACGGCUGGAUACGGUGCGCUGUGCGGCGCUGUGGGAGAAACCGCAGCUGUAGCAGAGUCCACUGUGGGCAAACCGCUGGGAGUGGUAGUGGGAGGGUCGGGAAGAACCCGGCAGGACUGGGCCACAGCAGACUGACAGAGAACGAGCUGACCGGGUUGACGGUCUCACACAACGCGGGGACUGAACGCAAACCACCGGUCUGUCCUGUCUCCUUCUGAACGGAGGAACUCACGCUGUUUUUGACCCUCAGGUGGUGGCGAGUGACGGGGUCCGGGCUAUGAUGGAGUCGGCCCUGACAGCCAGAGACCGGGUGGGAGUGCAGGAUUUCGUCCUGCUGGAGAACUUCACCAGCGAGGCGGCCUUCAUAGAGAACCUGCGGAAACGCUUCAAGGAGAACCUGAUCUAUACUUACAUCGGUUCUGUGCUGGUGUCGGUGAACCCGUAUAAAGACCUGGAGAUCUACACCAAGAACCACAUGGAGCGAUACCGCGGCGUCAACUUCUACGAGGUUUCUCCACACAUCUAUGCGGUGUCAGACAAUGCAUACCGCUCCAUGAGGACGGAGCGGAAGGACCAGUGCAUACUGAUCUCAGGGGAGAGCGGCGCCGGGAAGACGGAAGCGUCCAAAAAGAUCCUGCAGUACUACGCCGUCACCUGUCCAGCCAGCGAACAAGUGCAGACCGUGAAAGACCGUUUGUUGCAGUCCAACCCAGUGCUGGAGGCCUUUGGGAAUGCCAAGACGUUGCGUAACGACAACUCCAGCCGCUUUGGCAAGUACAUGGACGUUCAGUUUGACUUUAAGGGGGCUCCGGUCGGCGGCCACAUCAUCAACUACCUGCUGGAGAAGUCCCGGGUGGUCCACCAGAACCAUGGGGAGAGAAACUUCCACAUUUUCUAUCAGAUGAUCGAAGGAGGCGAAGAAGACCUGCUGCGACGGCUUGGCCUGGAGAGGAACACCCAGCAGUAUCAGUACCUGGUUAAGGGCAACUGUCCCAAAGUGAGCUCCAUCAACGACCGCAGCGACUGGAAGGUGGUGAGAAAAGCCCUGAAUGUCAUUGGCUUCAGUGACGAUGAAGUGGAGGAGCUGCUGAACAUAAUCGCCAGUGUGCUUCACCUCGGCAACGUGCAAUACGGCGAGGAAGAAGGCUACGCCCACAUUACGUCGGAUACGCAGAUCAAGUACCUGGCCAGGUUGUUGGGGGUGAAUGGGACGGUGCUGACAGAGGCACUCACACAUAAGAAGAUAAUUGCCAAGGGAGAGGAGCUUGUGAGCCCUCUGAACCUGGAGCAGGCGUCGUCGGCUCGGGAUGCUCUGUCCAAGGCCGUGUACGGACGCACCUUCACCUGGCUGGUCAACAAAAUCAACACCUCACUGACAUACAAGGAUGAAUCUCAUAAGAACGCCUCUGUUAUCGGUCUGUUGGAUAUCUACGGCUUUGAGGUUUUCCAGCACAACAGCUUUGAGCAGUUUUGCAUCAACUACUGCAACGAGAAGCUGCAGCAGCUGUUCAUCGAGCUCACCCUGAAGUCAGAGCAGGAGGAGUACGAAGCUGAAGGCAUCACGUGGGAGCCGGUCCAGUAUUUCAACAACAAGAUAAUCUGUGACCUGGUGGAGGAGAAGUUCAAAGGCAUCAUCUCCAUCCUGGAUGAGGAGUGUCUGAGACCUGGAGAUGCCAGCGACUUCACCUUCUUGGAGAAGCUGGAGGACACCCUGGGGGGACACCCGCACUUCGUCACUCACAAGCUAGCGGACGGAAAGACCAGGAAGGUGAUGGGCCGAGAGGAGUUCAGACUGCUGCACUACGCUGGGGAGGUCAACUAUAACGUUAACGGAUUUUUGGACAAAAACAACGAUCUUCUCUUCAGGAAUUUAAAAGAGGUUAUGUGCCUGUCUGAGAACAAGAUUCUGACGCAGUGUUUUGACCGAGACGAGCUGAGUGACAAGAAACGCCCCGACACGGCAGCCACCCAGUUCAAAGCCAGUCUGGCGAAACUCAUGGAGAUCCUCAUGUCCAAGGAGCCGUCGUAUGUCCGCUGCAUCAAGCCCAAUGACUCCAAGCAAGCAAGUCGGUUUGACGAGGUGCUGAUCCGUCACCAGGUCAAGUAUCUGGGACUGAUGGAGAACCUGAGGGUGAGAAGGGCUGGAUUCGCUUACAGGCGGCGCUAUGAGAUCUUCCUACAGAGGUGAUCAGCCACUCUCUCUUUUUUUUCUUUAUUUUUUAAUGAAGACACACCAGCAAAAACAUUUCUUCAUUCAGCUCUCAUUUUCUCCCUCAGAAAAAGUCAUGGAUGCUCAAUCUAUUAGCAUCUAUGCCUUGAUGACUAGUUUGUUUCUCAGCGAUACUGUCAGACUUGCUCCUGAAAGGAUAACUUAAAGCAGGCGGGUUAUGCAAAAAUUCUAAUUGACACGUUUUUGUUUUUG
Molecule: messenger RNA, 2652 nt
Organism: Poecilia latipinna (sailfin molly)
Lineage: Eukaryota; Metazoa; Chordata; Actinopteri; Cyprinodontiformes; Poeciliidae
Product: unconventional myosin-Ic-like
Exons: 19
Coding region: 508-2418 (636 amino acids)
Biological process (GO): actin filament-based movement; endocytosis; actin filament organization
Cellular component (GO): myosin complex; plasma membrane; actin cytoskeleton
Molecular function (GO): ATP binding; microfilament motor activity; actin filament binding
Source: RefSeq, a predicted model, not a curated record